This is a messenger RNA of Penicillium diatomitis, 1692 nucleotides long. RefSeq names its product RAD52 DNA repair protein RADC. The transcript has 5 exons. Lineage: Eukaryota; Fungi; Ascomycota; Eurotiomycetes; Eurotiales; Aspergillaceae. The record is from RefSeq and is a predicted model, not a curated record. Gene Ontology annotation, biological process: double-strand break repair via homologous recombination; mitotic recombination; double-strand break repair via single-strand annealing. Gene Ontology annotation, cellular component: nucleus. The coding region runs from base 1 to 1692 and encodes 563 amino acids.
AUGCCGAACGGACCAGGUCCAGUCAACACGAAUCCUUUUGAGGAACCGGAACGUCGAAUGAGCGAGUACACCGCGAUGCAGAUAGCGACUUUGCAGGCUCGCCUGGACCGGAAGCUAGGCCCCGAAUACAUUUCAUCGCGACCCGGUGCUGCGGGGCAAAAGGUGCACUACCUCUCGGCAGACAAAUGUAUCAAUCUCGCGAAUGAAGUGUUCGGGUUCAAUGGCUGGUCCAGCUCGAUUCAGAGAGUGGAUAUUGAUUAUGUUGACGAGAAUGAGAAUACGGGCAAGGUCAGCCUUGGAUUAUCAGUAAUUGUGCGGGUCACCUUGAAGGAUGGGUCAUUUCACGAGGAUAUUGGUUACGGACACAUCGAGAACUGCAAAGGCAAGGCGGCUGCCUUCGAAAAAUCAAAGAAGGAGGGAACCACAGAUGCUUUGAAACGUGCGCUGCGAAACUUCGGAAAUGUACUGGGCAACUGUGUCUAUGACAAGGACUACCUGUCGAAAGUGACGAAGAUCAAGACCGCUCCUGCUCGAUGGGACGUCAACGAGCUUCAUCGUCAUCCAGACUUUGCGCCUUUAAAGAAAGAAAUCGUGCCAAAGAGCAGGCUAUCAGAAGAUGAUGAUUUACCUUUGCCACGUCCGAGCGAACCAGCACGAAGUGCCAUUCCAAGUCAUACUGCUUUUGAUGGCGACGGCGAGUUUGGCAGCGAUGUUUUUGAUGAAGCCGAUUUCGUUGUGACUCACACUGGGAAUCCCGAUGAAAUUGUGAUCGAGCCAGAACAACCGCAACAACCCCCCACGCCUUUAAAUCGUUCAUACCCUCAGGCCGUGCCCGCGCGAGGCCGAUUCGAUUUGAAUGCCGUGACUCCGUCUAAGCCCGAGAGAUGGAGCGGGGCGAACAAUUCUGGUACAAGACAGAUUUUACCUCCUCAUCCACGACAGCAACCACACCCGCCUCCAGAUCAGCAACGUGGGGUCCAAGCACAAGGUGCCCCUCGCAUUGCUGCAAACGCCAACCCCAACGCCAUUCCGCCGUCGAUCAACAAUCCAAAUCCACCCCCUCCGAUCAAACGAGAACCCAUGUCUAUACCAAACCAGGACUCUUCGAAUCAACCACCACCAACAGUUGGGUUCUUCUCAGCAAGGGCUGCGGACCAGCUGCGGGACAAUCCCAAUGCUGCCGCCAUACCCGGAUCUCAAUUUGACCCGCAUGCUGAAAGCCCAUCAAUUCGAAAGACCGCUGGAAUAGACCAUACCAAGACUGUGGCGCUAGUGAGAAGUGGGAAUGGUGUCUCUCCGGCGCCUGAUAAGGGACGUUCUCGCGACGCCAUCAAUCCGGUAAUCAAUCUCAAAUCCCGUGUCGACGGGGCCGCUGUGGCUCCUGCGGGAGGCUUCGGCAGUCCAUUAUCAAGAGGGCAAUCAGUUUCGUCCUUUCGACCAUUGACUCGUCCAAAUAUUGAUUCUCGGAACGCGGCAAGUACAGCGCACGGCAAUCGCGCGGGGAGCGUUCCUCCGCAAAAUGUGAACGGAAAACGACCCCCGUUGAGCGACGUGACCAAUGCCGAUAGUGCCACGGGUCCAGGUUUCAACAAUGCGCAACCUCUUCCUAGCUCGAACGAGACUAAACGGCCCCGAAUGGCCGAUGGUGUGCCUGAUCAGCCACAGCAGAGAGCUCCUCACGCUCCAGAGUAA